Diprion similis is the source of this 2123-nucleotide messenger RNA. RefSeq names its product ATP-dependent DNA helicase PIF1 (gene Pif1). Gene Ontology annotation, biological process: DNA repair; telomere maintenance. Bases 48 to 1901 code for a protein of 617 amino acids. The record is from RefSeq and is a predicted model, not a curated record. Gene Ontology annotation, molecular function: DNA helicase activity; ATP hydrolysis activity. The transcript has a single exon. NCBI's taxonomy places the organism in Eukaryota, Metazoa, Arthropoda, Insecta, Hymenoptera, Diprionidae.
CCAUAUUCACCGUGGUCACUCUGUCGUGUCCUAAAGCCGGUAAAAUAAUGGACUCUGCAAAUUCGUUGAAAUGUGCUGUGACUUUACAAUACCUCAACAAUCAAGGAUCCUUGUCAAACAAAGUGUCCCACAGUUCGGCGACAUUGCGUUUAUUUCGCAAUGGUACGCGACAAAUGCUCAUAGAAAUCCAACCGGACAAACGCAACGGCCGAGUAGAAUUGUCGCUCACAGGCUUUACUGUGUUCAAAAAGUUUAUAACCGAAGGCAAGGCGUCAAUUAAAUUCUUAGAACAGAAUUGCACCCUGUUCAUGUCUAAUGCCCCGCCAGCGCAGCUGAUAUCAUUCCUCAAAAUGAUAUUCGUCAAAAUGACCGGUCAACCGGGUAAGAAUCCAUCUCAAAAUCCACUGCGUGAUCAGCUCCUGUCCAACAAGCCGCUGCAAGCGGUCCAAGAAAUAAGUCCAGCCACAUCCGCCGAGGUAAACAAAGCCAAGGAAAAAGCAAUUUGUGUUUCGCGGGCCACAUUCACUACCCCAUCACCCUCCAAUGUGAGGAAACGAAAAAUCAUCGAUCACAGUCAACCGAAAAUUCCAUUAGUUAAGAAACUCUAUAAUAAUCCAACCGUCUGCAACCUUACUGAGGAGCAAACAGCUGUUCUAAACGCUGCUAUUGCUGGGCAAAGCUUAUUCUUCACUGGCUCGGCAGGUACCGGGAAAUCUUUUCUGCUCAAAAGAAUUAUCGCUGCCUUGCCACCCGACGUUACUGCCGCCACAGCUAGUACAGGUGUAGCUGCUUGCCACAUCGGGGGAAUAACGCUGCAUCAAUUCGCUGGUAUCGGUAUCGGUUCUGCAUCUCUAGAGAAGUGCUAUGAGUUAGCAUCGAGGCCGACAGCAGCUCAGAUUUGGCGGAAGACCAAGCAUCUCGUUAUUGAUGAAAUAUCUAUGGUUGAUGGUGAUUAUUUUGACAAAAUCGAAGCUGUUGCCAGGAGGAUAAGAAAGAACGACAAACCAUUCGGGGGAAUACAGCUUAUUCUUUGCGGAGAUUUCCUGCAGCUUCCUCCGGUUACCAAAGUUGCAGAUAAGAUGAGGUUCUGCUUCCAAAGCAAGUCUUGGAAAGAGUGUGUUAAACACACUUUUGAACUCCAAAAAGUUCACAGACAAAAUGAUCCGACUUUUAUCAGCAUUUUGAAUAAUAUCAGGAUAGGAAGAGUCACUGAUGAAAUUGCGAAAAUUCUUGUGGCAACAUCUAGUCAACAGAUUGAGAAAGAUGGAAUUCUGGCUACCAGACUAUGCUCGCAUAUCAACGACGCCAACCUAAUUAACGAGUCUAAACUGGAACAGCUGGAUGGAGAAUGCAGGACAUUCUUAGCCGAGGACUCUGAUACUUAUAUGACCAAGACUCUCGAUCAGCAGCUACCGGUUACCAGUAAAUUAGACUUGAAAGUCGGGGCCCAAGUUAUGCUCCUGAAAAACAUAAGCAUUGCUGAUGGUUUAGUAAAUGGAGCUAGAGGCAUAGUAAUUAAAUUUGUAGAAGAUGCCCCAGUAGUUCGUUUUCGAUGUGGCAAAGAGUAUAGAGCAAAAUUAGAUAAAUGGACAAUAAAAACGGCUGCCGGUGCAGUUAUUUCUAGGAAACAAAUUCCACUGAAACUUGCCUGGGCGUUUUCAAUCCAUAAAAGUCAAGGGCUUACUUUAGAUUGUGUUGAAAUGAGCCUUGGGCGAGUUUUUGAUGCUGGGCAAGCUUAUGUCGCACUGUCUAGGGCCCAAAACCUGCAAGCUUUAAGAGUUUUGGAUUUCAGUGCUAACCAAGUGUGGGCUAAUCCAGUUGUACUUGAAUUUUACAAGAAGUUCAGAAGACAUUUAAGAGAGAUGGAAAUGAUACCACUUGGGAAAAAGCCACGUAAAUAGUAAUAUCAAAUUCAGGGCAAUAUUGUUUUGACUGUGGUGCACCUAUAUUUCCUUUGUUUAAUUUUAUUCCGUGAUAACAAAUUCCAAGAGUUAAUAUUAAGAGAGUAGAAUAUUUUUAUAACCAGGAAAAAUGUUAGAAGGAUGCACAGGAUGUCUUGUGUAUUAAAAUCGAUCUGAAAAAGGAUCCAAUAUUUCAGACACUACUACUUAACAGUACACUAC